Molecule: messenger RNA, 2041 nt
Organism: Nothobranchius furzeri (turquoise killifish)
Lineage: Eukaryota; Metazoa; Chordata; Actinopteri; Cyprinodontiformes; Nothobranchiidae
Product: zinc finger and BTB domain-containing protein 14
Biological process (GO): regulation of transcription by RNA polymerase II
Cellular component (GO): nucleus
Molecular function (GO): DNA-binding transcription factor activity, RNA polymerase II-specific; protein binding
Source: RefSeq, a predicted model, not a curated record
AGAGCGGUGUGGCGUUUCCUUCAGCCCUCACAGUCACAACAAGAGGAGGAAGAGGAAAACGACAGCUCAGGGAUCUGGAUCGUCGUCGACUGCCUUGCGUGAGAAGACGGGGAUCGUGUUCAGGCUUUGGGUUGCUCCUGUUUGACCUGCAACAUGUCUGAAUUACUGAGAUACAUCGACUACGACCACAAAGCCACCUUCCUGAAGAUGCUCAACCAGCAGAGGAUGGAGGGUGAGCACUGUGACGUGGUGGUGGUGGUGGAAAACAUAGAGUUCAGAGCUCACCGCUGCGUGCUGGCGGCCUGCAGCAACUACUUUAAAAAGCUCUUCAAGAAGCAGAGCGACGACGACAACUCCAUCGUAGAGCUCGACUUCAUCCGCUCCGACAUUUUUGAAGAGGUGCUCAAUUACAUGUACACAGCCCGGCUGGCCGUGAGGAAGAAGGACAUCAAUAUGAUGAUGUCGUCGGGUCAGAUUCUGGGCAUCAACUUCCUGGAUAACCUGUGCACCCAGAAGCGAGAACUGACCAACAUGAAGACCCGAGAGAACCAGGCUCCAGACGACCAUGGGCUGAGAGCGCAGGACGCUAUCCUGAAGGAGUUGGCCAUGGAGGAGGUGAGGAAGAACAGCUUCUAUGACCAGGGGAUGGAUGGGAUAGGGCCCGGCGGUUCCCACGUGUCUCAGCCACACAACUACAACACCAACCUGGGUAAAGACCCCCACAGCCACAGCUGGACCUCCUCCACCUCUAGCGACAUGAAGCUGGAGUACCUCCUUUACGGCCACCGCGACCACGGCUCCUGUCAGACCACGGGCACGAAGCCCUUGGACCACAACACCAAGAAGGAGCGACUCCUCACGGCUAACCGCCCGUACGGCUGCGAGCACUGCCCCAAAGCCUUCACCACCGCCGCUCACCUCAAGGAGCACCUAAAGAUCCACUCCGGCUUCAAACCGCACCGCUGCGUCGUCUGCGGCAAGGCCUUCAUCAGAGGUCCCGACCUGAAGCGGCACGAGCGGGUCCACAGCAACGAGAGGCCCUUCGCCUGCCAAAUGUGCGAAAAGGCCUUCAAGCACAAAUCCCACCUGAAAGACCACGAACGACAGCACCGGGGUGAGCGGCCCUUCAACUGCGGCUCCUGCGACAAAGCCUUCAUCAAAGCAUCGGACCUGAAGCGCCACUGGAACACCAUGCACAGCGGCAACCCCCGAAGACAGAUGUCCCUGUCGCCCGCCGCCUCCCAGCAUGGCCAGGCGGAAACCGCCGACCAGAGAGACUGGAAGCUGGAGACCGGGCCACACUCGCACAACUCGGGGGACUGCUGAGCCUGCAAAACACACACACACUGACAGGAGGGUGUAAAGGGCCACGUGGCCCCGGAAAAUCACGCAGGCGGCGAUCAGAGUGACAUCAGCAUGUUCAUCCUGACUGUGGGACUUUAUAUUACUAAAAAAAAACAUGUCAAAGCGACGUUUCUUUCCACCUGUAAAGUUCUGUAAAUGUUUAGUUCGCUAUACGAUACGUAUAUUUUUCACAAAGCGUCGUCUCUAUCUAGACCUCGGGUUCCCAUAAUGUUUUCUUUUAUUCUAACAGCAUAUGUAACAUUUAAAUGUUUGUUUAACCUUUAUUGAAUUUUACGAGAUAACAGAGAGAGUCAGCCUGUGGGGAACGGGGAGGGGGGGGUCUGCAUAACAUUUGUCGCAUUGAGUAUAUUCAUGUGGAUGUUUUUAAUGGAUGUUUAGUUGUAUUGAUUGAUAUUACACUGUAAAAGUAACGAGUCACCACUUUUGCAUUUCAGCGCAGAUGAUACCAAAGUCUUGGGCGUCUGGCGGAUCGUCUCUCGGGACCGUCCUUCCCAAGCAAGCGGCCAGCAGGAUUUACUGUUAUACAGUAUAACCGUCAGCCGGCUCUCAUCAGUUAACUAUAGAUGUCUGUAUAUACUGUAGCUUAGUUUGUUGCACAACUAGAGAUCAAUAAUGAAUUAUGCACAUAUAACAUUGUCCUACUCGUACACUUUGACAAUAAACACCAUUUGCCGUG